UAUGCUGUUCAUCGGUCGGCAACUGGCAGCCUGCACUCGGCACGGCAGACGCGCAAUUUAACCUGCCGGAGCAGCGGUCCCCUGCGUGUUGCCGCACCGCAACGCGCCGAAACCGAGCGGCUCGUCCCGCCGCGCCGCCCGCACCCCCAGUCCCGCCGCAGCCAAAUACGCACGGCGAGUCCACGGCGGACUCGCCUCGCUCGCAUUGCCAUCCAUCAACCGACGCCGCGCGCGCUGAAGCCCGACGAAACUGAACAUCACAUGCGGCGGCCGCGGCCGUGCGCCCAUGCGUUCCGCUUCCGCAGCGCUCCUCCGCGCCGUGCCCAAGCCGAGACCCGAGCGUCCGCCCCUCCGCUCCUCCCCCGCCUCCGCGGGCGACCCCGACCCCGAGGCCUACUACGCCAGCCUCCUCGCGUCCCUCGCCCGAGAUCGCCACGCCCGCCACCCGUUCGACGCGAGUCCUCACCGAGCCCACCCGGCGCGGGCGUGCGGGGUCGUGCACGCGCGGGUCCUGCGCCUCGGGCUGCCGCUCCGGGGCCGCCUCGGCGACGCGCUCGUCGACCUUUACUGCAGGUCCGACCGCACGGGCGACGCCUGGCGCGCGCUAGGAUGCUGCCUCGGCGCGCAGGCGGCGAGCUCGGUGCUGUCCUGCCACGCACGGUCGGGGUCUCCGCAUGACGUCCUCGACGCGUUCCGCGCCAUCAGGUGCUCCGUCGGCAGCCGGCCGGACCAGUUUGGCCUCGCGGUGGUCCUAUCCGCGUGCUCCCGGCUGGGCGUUCUCGGCCAUGGCAGGCAGGUGCACUGCGAUUUGGUCAAGUGCGGGUUCUGCUCCAGCGCCUUCUGCGGAGCGGCGUUGGUGGACAUGUACGCAAAAUGCGGCCAGGUCGCCAAUGCUCGGAGGGUGUUCGACGGGAUCGCCUGCCCCGACGUGAUAUGCUGGACGAGCAUGAUUGCAGGAUACCACCGGGUUGGACGCUACCAGCAAGCGCUGGCUUUGUUUUCUAGGAUGGUGAAGAUGGGCUCUGCCCUGGACCAGGUAACGUGCGCUACCAUCAUUUCCACUCUUGCAAGCAUGGGCAGACUGGAGGACGCACGGACUUUGCUGAAGAAGAUAGAUAUGCCAAGUACAGUUGCUUGGAAUGCUGUCAUCUCAAGUUAUGUGCAAGGUGGACUUGAGAAUGAAGUGUUUGGCCUGUAUAAGGAUAUGAGGAGACAUGGAUUGAGGCCAACUAGGUCCACUUUUGCGAGCGUGCUAAGCGCAGCAGCCAACAUGGCAGCGUUUGAUGAAGGCCAGCAGGUACAUGCAGCGGCAGUAAGGCAUGGUUUGGAUGCAAAUGUUUUUGUGGGCAGUUCUCUGAUCAACCUGUAUUUGAAACAUGGCUGCAUAUCUGAUGCAAAGAAGGUGUUUGAAUUCUCCACUGGAAAGAACAAUGUCAUGUGGAAUGCGAUGCUUUAUGGGUUUAUUCAAAAUGAGCUGCAAGAAGAGACCAUUAAAAUGUUUCAGUAUAUGAGGAGGGAUGACCUUGAGGCUGAUGAUUUUACAUUUGUGAGUGUCCUUGGUGCAUGCAUUAACUUGGAUUCCCUUGACUUAGGAAGGCAGGUACACUGUAUAACAAUCAAGAACUGCAUGGAUGCAGACUUGUUUGUUGCUAAUGCAACACUACAUAUGUACUCAAAACUUGGAGCAAUUGACGUUGCAAAAGAACUGUUCAGUCUCAUUCCAUACAAGGACAGUGUAUCCUGGAAUGCUCUUAUAGUUGGACUUGCACAGAAUGAGGGAGAGGAGGAAGCAGUCUAUAUGCUCAAAAGGAUGAAGCUCUGUGGCAUAGCACCAGAUGAGGUGUCUUUGGCUACUGCAAUUAAUGCCUGUUCCAAUAUUCGAGCUACCGAGACCGGAAAGCAGAUUCAUUGCGCAUCCAUCAAGUAUAAUGUCUGUUCAAAUCACGCUGUUGGCAGCUCUCUGAUUGACUUAUACUCCAAGCGUGGAGAUAUAGAAUCAUCUAGAAAGGUUUUGGCACAGGUAGAUGCAAGCAGCAUAGUCCCAAGAAAUGCGUUUAUUACAGGUCUUGUGCAGAACAAUAGAGAAGAUGAAGCUAUAGAGUUGUUCCAUCAAGUGCUAAAAGAUGGUUUCAGACCCUCUAGCUUUACAUUUACAAGCAUUCUUUCUGGGUGUACUGGCCUUAUCAAUUCAAUUAUCGGCAAACAAGUCCAUUGUUACACACUGAAAUCUGGUCUUUUGAAUCAGGAUACUUCCCUUGGCAUCUCUCUUGUUGGUAUAUAUUUGAAGUGCAAAUUGCUUGAGGAUGCAAACAGACUCCUAAAGGAGGUGUCAGAUCACAAAAACCUGGUUGAAUGGACAGCUAUCAUCUCAGGGUAUGCUCAAAAUGGUUACAGCGAUCAAUCGUUGGUGAUGUUUUGGAGAAUGCGCGGUUAUGAUGUUCGUUCAGAUGAGGCCACAUUCGCAAGUGUUCUGAAAGCUUGCUCUGAGAUAGCAGCUCUUGCAGAUGGAAAAGAGAUACAUGGCCUCAUCAUAAAAUCUGGAUUUGUUUCUUAUGAAACUGCCGCCAGUGCCCUCAUAGACAUGUAUGCCAAGUGUGGGGAUGUAGUCUCCUCUUUCGAAAUCUUCAAGGAGUUGAAAAACAAGCAAGAUAUCAUGCCAUGGAACUCCAUGAUUGUUGGUUUUGCAAAAAAUGGUUAUGCUAACGAGGCACUUCUUCUCUUCCAGAAGAUGCGAGAGUCACAACUAAAGCCUGACGAAGUUACAUUCCUUGGUGUUCUAAUUGCUUGUUGCCAUGCUGGUUUAAUUUCUGAAGGCCGUAAUUUCUUUGAUUCUAUGAGCCAAGAUUAUGGGCUAAUGCCCAGAGUAGAUCAUUAUGCAUGUCUCAUCGAUCUUCUUGGACGUGGUGGUCAUCUUCAAGAGGCUCAAGAAGUUAUUGACCAUUUACCCUUCAGAGCUGAUGGUGUGAUCUGGGCUACAUAUCUUGCAGCAUGUCGAAUACACAAGGAUGAGAAGAGAGGAAAAGUUGCAGCAGAGAAACUUGUUGAGUUGGAACCACAAAGGUCAUCCACAUAUGUGUUCCUUUCAAGCUUGCAUGCUGCGGCUGGCAACUGGGUUGAAGCUAAGGUAGCCAGAGAAACAAUGCGAGAAAAAGGAGUGACAAAAUUUCCAGGAUGUAGUUGGAUCACUGUGGGAAACAAAACAAGCUUAUUUGUUGUACAGGACACACAUCACCCAGACACUCUGAGCAUCUACGAAAUGCUUGGCAAUCUAACUGGAAUGAUUAAAGAUGACAUAAUUGAGGAAUAUGAUCAGCUUAAUUUGUCUGGAAUGCUUGCUUGAGGGAUGAUGGCCCUUUUUAACUUAUAUCCGGCUAAAGGAGUAUGGCCUUGAUUAAUCUUUUGGCUUGUCAAGGACCUAAUAAGUAUAUGUUUGAUUGUUUAGGUGGGGAAUUUGGUAACGUUACAUAGUAUUUGUAAUACAUUUUACCAAAAAAAAGGUUAAUUGGAUCAUGCCAUUACAAUUGUCCGAA
Panicum hallii is the source of this 3530-nucleotide messenger RNA. Its product is annotated as pentatricopeptide repeat-containing protein At3g09040, mitochondrial. The transcript has a single exon. Gene Ontology annotation, biological process: RNA modification. The coding region runs from base 287 to 3340 and encodes 1017 amino acids. Gene Ontology annotation, molecular function: protein binding; RNA binding. Lineage: Eukaryota; Viridiplantae; Streptophyta; Magnoliopsida; Poales; Poaceae. The record is from RefSeq and is a predicted model, not a curated record.